Fusarium vanettenii 77-13-4 is the source of this 1034-nucleotide messenger RNA. RefSeq lists its product as uncharacterized. The record is from RefSeq and is a predicted model, not a curated record. Gene Ontology annotation, molecular function: methyltransferase activity. NCBI's taxonomy places the organism in Eukaryota, Fungi, Ascomycota, Sordariomycetes, Hypocreales, Nectriaceae. The coding region runs from base 6 to 1034 and encodes 342 amino acids. The transcript has 9 exons.
CGAAAAUGUCCACCGAGGAGAGACAGGAAGCUACACCGCCCCCGCUCCAGGAGGCCCUGGCGGAGAACCCCCUAGAGGCGGAUGAUGCUCGUCAAGACAAUGAUUCGGCGUAUGCUGCCUCGGAAAAUUCGGCUAGCUAUCAGACAUCGCUAGCCUCAAGCAUCAUUAACUACAAAUAUGAAAAUGGACGUCGCUACCAUGCAUUCCGUGCGGGAACCUAUCUCCUGCCAAACGACGACACAGAGCAAGACCGCAUGGAUCUAGCACAUCAUAUUUCUCGACUCUUACUCGGCGGUGAGCUAUUCAGGGCACCUAUCUCCGAUAAUCCCCAGCGUGUCCUUGAUCUCGGCACCGGCACUGGAAUCUGGGCGAUGGACUUUGCCGACGAAUAUCCCUCCGCAGAGGUAAUUGGAACUGACCUCAGUCCCAUCCAGCCAAAAUGGACUCCUCCAAACUGCGCCUUUGAGGUGGAUGACUUUGAAGCAGAGUGGCUUUAUUCCAAGCCCUUUGACUUUAUCCACUCCCGUGAACUGGAAGGCUGUAUUAGCGACGAAGAUGCACUGUUCCGGCGUGCAUUCCAACACCUGAAACCAGGUGGCUACAUCGAGUUCCAGGCCGCGUACCCGCGCUGGCUCUCUGACGAUGGCACUGCAGAAAAGGCUGAGAACGCCCAAAGUUGGCUCAAGACUCUGAUUGACGGGUCCGCCAAGUUUGGAAAGCCUCUCGAGGGUGCUAUCGGCUGGAAGGAUAAGCUGGUGAAGGCAGGGUUUGUGGAUGUAAAGCAGGAGAUUUUCAAGAAGAUUCCUAUUGGUGCCUGGCCCAAGGAUCCGAAACUCAAGGAGGUUGGGAAAUAUCAGAUCAUCCAGCAGAUUCAAGCCGUCGAGUCAUACACUCCUCGAAUCUACGGGACUGUCCUCGGUUGGAAGGAAGAAGAGGUCCAGGUGUACGUGGCCAAGGUCAGGAAGGAACUCAAGGAUCCAUCGAUUCAUCUUUAUGCGCCGAUCUACGUGGUUUAUGGAAGGAAGCCCGAGUGA